Molecule: messenger RNA, 807 nt
Organism: Spinacia oleracea (spinach)
Lineage: Eukaryota; Viridiplantae; Streptophyta; Magnoliopsida; Caryophyllales; Amaranthaceae
Exons: 1
Coding region: 1-807 (268 amino acids)
Source: RefSeq, a predicted model, not a curated record
AUGUCGAACCUUGCAAAACUUGAGAUUGUGCCCCUUGAUAUUACUGGAAAAAACCAUUUAUCAUGGGUGUUAGAUUAUGAAAUACACCUAGAUGAAAAAGGGCUUGGUGACACAAUAAAAGAAGGAAAUAAAGCAACAUGUCAAGAUAAAGCUAAAGCUAUGAUAUUUCUUCGCCAUCACCUCCACGAAGGGCUUAAAACUGAGUAUUUGACAGUUAAAAACCCACAAAUCCUUUGGAGCAAUCUAAAGGAAAGGUAUGACCAACAGAAAACCGUGAUAUUGCCAAAAGCUCGUCAUGAUUGGUUGCAUUUAAGAUUACAUGAUUUUAAAUCCGUAAGUGAAUAUAACUCAGCCAUGUUUAAAAUUAAUUUUCAACUGAAAUUGUGUGGCGAGAAAAUUACUGAUGCAGAUAUGUUAGAAAAAACAUACUCCACUUUUCAUGCAAACAAUGUUGUCCUGCAGACACAAGAUCGAGAAAAAGGUUUUAAGAAAUAUUCUGAAUUGAUAUCUUGUCUUCUUGUGACUGAACAAAAUAUUGAGUUGUUGAUGAAAAAUCAUGAAGAACGCCCUACUGGCUCAACUCCAUUCCUUGAAGCGAAUGUGACACCCCAUAAUGGGAAAGAAUUACAGAAAAAAGACCAUGCCAGCAGCAAUGGUCAGGUCGUGGUCAAUGGCGAGGCCGUGGUCGUGGAUGUGGUUUUGGUGGAUAUAGUAGAGGCCCUGAAGGUUAUUACAAGAACUCACAUUCCCACCAGAAGUGGGAUCGCAAAGAUGGUAAAAGUGAGAAAGGUAAAAGUGACAUUGUGA